Notothenia coriiceps (black rockcod) is the source of this 2825-nucleotide messenger RNA. RefSeq names its product girdin-like. Lineage: Eukaryota; Metazoa; Chordata; Actinopteri; Perciformes; Nototheniidae. Gene Ontology annotation, biological process: cytoplasmic microtubule organization; cytoskeleton-dependent intracellular transport. The record is from RefSeq and is a predicted model, not a curated record. Bases 63 to 2825 code for a protein of 920 amino acids. Gene Ontology annotation, cellular component: cytoplasm; centrosome. Gene Ontology annotation, molecular function: microtubule binding; dynein light intermediate chain binding. The transcript has 12 exons.
AGGAGAAGAGAGGAGUCCAGGGCUCUGAAUCCUGCAGGGGAGAGGGGGAAGGAAGGGUGAGGAUGACGGGGGUGAGGGAGAGAAGAGGAGAAGUCAUUGGGAGUCAGAGGGAAGCAGGAGUUGGGGAAGAGAUUGUACAUGUUGAAUCCAUAGAACCAUGCAAUGAGGAGGUCGAGUCCAAAAGGAGGGGAGAGGCAGAGGGAGGUCAGAAAGACAAAGAGAAAAAGGAGAAAGAAAGACAAAUAAAGAAUGAACAAACCUCAGUAACAACAGACUCAGAGAUCCAAAAUCACCCCAAAAGUGAAGAAGAUAAUACAGAGACUACAGUUGCAGAUCAGGCUGUUUGUGCCCUGUCUGCUCCUGAUGUGGAGCUUCUGACACAUCGGCUCCAGGAGGCCCAGGAGGAGGCCGAAAGGCAGGCGAUGGUGGCCCAGGAUCUGCGCUCCAAGCUGGGGGAGCAAAGCAGAAGGAGCUGGGAGGCAGAGCAGAGGCUGGUGGUCCUGGAGGCCGAGCUGCAGCGUCUGAAGAGAGCGGCCGAGAGCCUGGGAGACGCCCGCAGGCAGAUAGAGGUUCUUCAGGCGGAUGGGCUUGUUAUGGAGGAGGAACUGUGCCGCCUGCGGAGCCAAGUGGAGCUUCACAGCAUGCAGACCACGGUCAUCGCCACCCUGGAGGGGGAGCGGGCCGCGCUGGAGAGAGACAGGGACACACUGCGCAGCACCAUGGACGCCCUGCGCACCGCCCACCGCAAGAGCGACCAGUUCGAGCUCACCACUCAGACUCUCCGGGCGGAGGUGGAACGUCAGGGUCGCAGUUUGGAGACUUCUCGUCGCCGCGAGGAGGAGCUGGAGGCAGAGCUGCGCGAGGCGACCCUGGAGGCCGAAUCUCUGGCGCGGGCGCGAGACCAGGUGCUGCUGGAGGCGUCGAGGCUGGAGCAGGAGAAGGAGGUGUCUGAGGCGAAGCUGGACGGCCAACACAAAGAGGGGAGGCAGAGAGAGAGGGAGGCAGCGAGGCUGAGGCAGCAGCUGGAGAGCACCACCCUCACCCUGGAGCACAGCAACCAGAGAGCUCGGGCUCUGGAAGGCGAACACAGGCGUGUGUGUCAGCAGUUGUCUGAUUCCAAGGAGCUCUGCACUCAGCUGCAGGACCUGGAGAAGGAGCUCAGCACUCGAUUAAGCAGCAUGGAGGAGAAUAAACAGCAGCUGCAGGAGCAGUACGCAGAUGCUCAGGCCAAGAUGAGUUCAAUGUCCCAGGACUUAUCAAAUGAGCAGGCAAGUUCCCAAAAACUGUCUGCUGAAGUCGAACGUCUGAGCCAGAAGCUACAAAAAGCCGAGGCCAAACUCAAGAAGACAAACGAUUCUUUCAACAACUCACAGGAGAAAAUAGAGUCGCUCUCCCAGUGCCUUAAGAAAAGUGAAUCCCUUCUCCAGUUGGAAAAGAGAAGAGGAAGUGCGGAAGUGGAAGCUACGUCCAAUUCAAAUUCAGACUCUUCUAGCCAAAUGCACAAUUGUCAGACUCACACCCAGGAGACCUCACAUCUGGAUCAAUCCCCAGCAGCUGGCAAAGGUCGUGACCUUUCCACGACCCGGGAAUUCGCCACAGGAGAGACAGAGAGGCAGCUGAGUGAGAGGCUGAUAGAGCUGGAGAGAGAGAGAGCUGUGGCGGUUGCAGGACGGGAGGCUUCGCUGUCGCGGUUGUCUGAAUCCCAGGAGACGGGUGAGCACCUGAGGGAGCAGCUGGAGGCGCUGCGGCGGCACGGCCUCAGCCUGCAGGACUCCUGCACCAGUCUGCAGACACUCAACACCCAGCUACAGGUGGAGCAUGCAUCCCUGAGCUCCCAGCAUGCAGCGGUGCUGGCGCGCUGCAGUGAGAGCGAGGCGCGGUGUGCGGCUCUAGAGGCCGAGUCCAAGGUAUGGGCGCGGGAGCGAGAGGAUUCAGUGGCCAGGAUGGAGGCUCUGCGGCGGGACCAUGAGAGGAUGACGGCUCUGCAGCAGCGGCAGGAGGUGGAGCUGGAGGAUCUGCUGGAGAAACAGUCUCAGCUGAGGAGCAACACCCGCAGCCUGGAGGCCCAGCACAGGGAGCUGGAGGCCAGGUACAAGGAGCUCCUGGAUGGUAAAACCAAGCUGGAGGAGAGAGAGCAGGAGAUUAAGAUGGAGAGAGAGGAGAUGGAAGCAGAGGCUCAGAGGAGGCUGGAGAGGGAGCGAGAGCUGGCGAGGCUGAAAGAAGACAGCGAGAGGCUGCAGGCCCAGCUGAAGGAGGGGUUGGCGUCCCAGGCGGAGCUGCUGGCUCAGGGCUCGGAGCUGAGGGGGGAGCUGAGCGCCUCCCAGCUGGAGCGGACGCGGCUGGAGGGGGAACUCAGCGGCCUGAGAGGAUCCAACCAGAGCCUGGACCUCAGCAAUGCCCGCCUCACCAGUCAGUACCAGCUCUUGACCCAGUUAAAGGGGAACAUGGAGGAGGAGAACCGACAGUUAGCGGAGCAGAACCAGGGUCUGCUGAAGGAGAACCGAUCCUUAAUGGAGCAGAGCCUGGAGCGCCGGGACCAGCACUACUCACAGCAGACGGAGUACCAGGAGAAGCUGAGCGAGCUCCGUCGGGAGAAGCAGAAAUUGGUGGAGAAGAUUAUGGAUCAGUAUAGGGUCCUCGAGCCGAGCAUGCAACCUCCAUCCAGCAAAGCCAAGUACUAUCGAAGGACCAGCGAGGACACGGGGAGGACCAGAGUGGAGCCAGGCAGGACAGGACCAAAGGGCUUGGGAGGACCAGAGUGUUUCCAGGCAGGAAAGGACCAGAGGGCAUGGAGGGAAGAGCAGAGGGGGCCAAAGAGAGCAUGA